AUGACCGGAAAUUUUCCAAAUUGGAUAUUGGUCAACAAUGUAAAUCUAGCACGGUUCGAACUCACAGGCAACAAUUUGUCAGGUGCUUUUGAUUUGCCGUCCAAUUUGAAUCUUGUCAGCAUGCAGUGGUUCGAUGUGUCUGCAAAUGUUAUUGAAGGAGAGCUUCCACCAUGGAUUGGUUCUAUCCUCCCGAAUUUGGCAUAUUUGAACCUAUCAAACAACUUAUUAGAAGGUAGAAUCCCUCCCUCAAUGGGCUAUAUGAAAGUACUGGCAAUAUUGGACUUGUCAAAUAAUGGCUUCUCGGGAGAGAUACCAGAAACACUCGCUAAAGAUUGCUUGUCACUUUCUACGUUGAAACUGUCGGGCAACAAUUUGCAAGGCCAAAUGCUCCCGAGGUUUACUAACUUGAGAAAGUUAAAAUUUUUGUAUCUGGAUAGCAAUCGCUUUACAGGGGACAUAACACCUGGUUUAUUAAAUAGCUCCAUAUUAAGGGUUUUGGAUGUUAGUCAUAAUUUCCUAUCUGGAACACUUCCCAAUUGGAUUGGAGAUCUUCAGCUCUUGUCUGGGCUUAUGCUCUCGGGUAAUUUAUUGAGAGGUCCUUUACCAUUCAACUUCUGCAACUUAAUACGUCUCAGGCGUUUAGACCUUUCAAGUAACAACCUUGGGCCGGAUAUACCUCCAUGUACCAAGGUUACAUUUAUGAAGUACUUGCAUUUAACAAAUGACAAGCUUGCUGGGCAUUUUCCUGAGUUUCUUUUUGGAGCUUCAUCAAUUGUCACACUGGAUCUAAGAUACAAUGCAUUAUCAGGUGAGAUACCUAGCUGGAUUAGUUCACUUCAGACCUUGAAGGUUCUUCUAUUGCAAGGAAACAAUUUUGAAGGUUCAAUCCCUCUGGAUGUAUGCCUGUUGAAGAAUAUGAGCAUGUUGGAUCUAUCUAAUAAUAAUCUUUCUGGAAAAAUUCCUUCUUGUUUGAAAGAUUUGACAUUUGGAGAGUAUGGGUUAUCUAGUCGGUCUUUUCUCUUAAGAAGAUGGGUUGAGUAUUGGGAACUACACGACUAUAAGGUCAAAUUCAGUUUCACGUAUUGGUACCAUGAAGGUGACAUAUUUGGUAAUAUGGAUGUGUUAGAAGAAGUAAACUUCGUGACAAAGAGGAGGUUGGAAUCUUAUAAGGGUAACAUUCUAAAACUCAUGUCGGGAAUGGAUCUCUCUCAAAACAAUUUGAUUGGCUUUAUUCCUCCAGAGGUCGGUUACUUGAGUGAACUUAUAAAUGUAGAGAGCUUGGACCUGUCCUACAACAGAUUAACCGGUUCCAUCCCUCCACAACUAACAGAGCUCUACGCGCUAUCAGAUUUUAGUGUGGCUCACAACAACUUGUCAGGUAGGACACCAGAUCAAAAAAACCAAUUUGGAACUUUCGGUGAAGCAAGUUAUAAAGGUAACCCUCUUCUUUGUGGACCGCCAUUAACAAGCUGUGAUGGAUCAAAUCAGGAGCCGGGAACACUGCCAUCUUUUAAUCAUACCGGGGAGGAUGACUCUUGGAGAGAAGCCUUCUUGUGGAGUUUUGCAGGAUCAUAUGUGGUGGCGUUUUUUGGAGUGGUUCUUUUUCUCUACAUAAACUCGUACUAUCAGCAUGUGUUGUUCGAGCUUGUUCAUAAGCUUAUCCCAUCCUUUCCCGGGUAG
Messenger RNA from Syzygium oleosum, 1680 nucleotides. RefSeq names its product receptor-like protein 13. Lineage: Eukaryota; Viridiplantae; Streptophyta; Magnoliopsida; Myrtales; Myrtaceae. The record is from RefSeq and is a predicted model, not a curated record. The transcript has 2 exons. Gene Ontology annotation, molecular function: protein binding. Bases 1 to 1680 code for a protein of 559 amino acids.